AUGCCUUUCCCUGCUGAAGCCCCUACCACUAUCCCGUUGUCUUGGAAGCAAAAGCAGCGGGUGUGCGUCAACGCUGGCCUUCGCUGCAUGAAUGCGCCAAUGGUGUUGCUGUCUCUUUGCAGCAUGGUGUUUUCGCUCCCGCAUUUGAAGUGGGAUGAGCCUAUAGAUCACUUGGAGCUCUUCGCGGGGGUGUGCAGCAUCAGCCGCGGUGAGUGGGAGGAUUUUGGGGGUAAGCCAGAGGCUGUGGAUUUCAACGACUUUGCGGACAGGACCUUGAAGCCGCCCAACAAGAAGAAGCUGGUGGUCAAGUACAAAGACUCCAAGGGCAAGAACAGAAUCAAAGGAAGUGGCGCCCUAAAAGCGAGCGAAGCCUAUCCACGAAUGCUCGGAAAAGGAGUGGCUCGCGUCACCACCAGGUAUCGAAUGCGGCACCACCGGGAAGCGCGGCAGUUCCUGCGUGCAGCGCUGAGGGAUGACAGGGCUGCUGCAGAAAGCAGUUCUAGGGUCAACAAGUUCUGGGUUGACCAGGCCAACCUGACACCUGUGCUGGCAUACUUAGGCCAGCAGUAG
Messenger RNA from Durusdinium trenchii, 570 nucleotides. NCBI's taxonomy places the organism in Eukaryota, Dinophyceae, Suessiales, Symbiodiniaceae. The record is from the annotation of a GenBank genome assembly.